Striga asiatica is the source of this 369-nucleotide messenger RNA. Lineage: Eukaryota; Viridiplantae; Streptophyta; Magnoliopsida; Lamiales; Orobanchaceae. The record is from the annotation of a GenBank genome assembly.
AUGAGAGAGAGAAUUAUUUCCAGGCCCGAAUACAAAAAUUACAGAGCUGCUAAUGCAGCUAUCAGAAAUAGAGGCCAUGACAUAGAAAUUGAAUGGCUUGGAGAUGCUGGAUCAUUGAUCAUUAACGGGACUAAUUAUCCUCUUCGAUCUGCCCAUUGGCAUACUCCAUCUGAACACACAAUCCAUGGCAGAAGGUACAACAUGGAGUUGCACUUGGUGCACCAAAGCAUAGACCCUAACGUUAAAAACAAGAUAGCGGUUGUCGGAGUCUUGUACAAUAUUGGAAAACCCAACAAAAUUCUCCGCAAUUAUGCGGAGAAGAAUGCAAGGCCUUUGCAGCCAAGGAAGAGACGAGACAUAUAUCUUUAA